AGUUUUAUUCCGGCCGCUUAGGGAAGAGCAAGUGUAUUUGUACAAAAUGAUUUUUGCAUUGUUAGCAGCCACAGCGGUGGCAUUAAUUGUUUACGUACUUCAUAAAAGCUCAGCGAAUUGUGCGGAAUAUUUUAAAAGUCGUAAUUUGAAGUACUACGGAUUGUUUCCCAUAAUCAAGGCUUUGUUUAGAGUACUAAUUACAAGAGACGACUUGCUGGAGAUCAAUAAACGAUAUAAGACAUUACCAAAUGAACCCAUUUUUGGAAUGUAUGACUUCGGCGCUCAUUCGUAUUAUUUGCGUGAUCCUGAGGCCUUUAAACGAAUUACCAUAAAAGACUUUGGACAUUUUCAGGAUCACAGGGUCGUCUUGAGUAUGGACGAAAUAUUGCGAAAUAUUUUAACACAAAUGGAAGGACAGACGUGGCAUCAGAUGAGAGCUACACUCAGCCCAACAUUCACAGGAAGUAAAAUGCGGCUUAUGUUUGAAUUGAUAACGGAAUGUGCUGAUCGUAUAGUCGUACACUUCUCGGAAAAGGCUGCAAGUGGUGAAAGAAUCAAUGUUGAAUUAAAGGACUUUUUUACACGCUAUGCGAACGAUGUCAUUGCAACGUGUGCAUUCGGAAUUGAAGUCAAUUCAUUCGCUGAUCCGGACAAUGAAUUCUUUGCUAGUGCGAAAAGGGUGAUCAAGCCAAGUUUAUUACUGACUCUAUCGAAGUUUAUCAUCGCUAAAUGUUUGCCAAGAGUAGCUAGAGCAUUGGAUAUAAAGGUUCUGGAUACGGAUCCAUUCAAGAAAAUUAUUCUAGAAACGAUGGAAAUCCGUCAGAAAAAUAAAAUCUCACGACCUGACAUGAUCAAUACAUUAAUGCAGCUCCGUGAAGAACAAAAAACACUUGAUGAAUUUAAAGUCGAUGAGAAAUCAAAUGAAAGCACGACUGAUUUGGACGAGGGACAGAGUUCUGUGCCACGCAAGUGAAAUGACAAUGAAUUGUUGGCACAAUGCUUCAUAUUUUUCUCUGCUGGUCUUGAGCCACCAUCCACAAUAUUAACAUUCGCUGCGUAUGAGCUCGUCAGCAAUCCAGAUGUCCAACAGAAACUCUACGAAGAAAUAGCUGAAGUGAAUAGAGAACUUAACGGAAAACGAAUUUCUUAUGAGGCCAUUCAAAAGAUGAAAUAUUUGGACCAGGUCAUAAAUGAAACAUUGAGAAAAUGGCCAUCCGUUCUAGCAACUGAUCGUGUCUGUGUCAAAGACUAUGUUUAUGACGAUGGACAGUUGAAUUUCAAAAUUGAAAAAGGAUCUGUGGUCACAUUCUCGAUAUUCGAACUGCAUCAUAACCCAAUUUACUACCCUAAUCCGGAUAAAUUCGAUCCGGACCGAUUUUCGGAUGAGAAUAAGCAUAAUAUCACCCCAGGCACCUUUGCAGCAUUCGGACAGGGGCCUAGAAAUUGCAUAGGUUCCCGUUUCGCGCUGAUGGAAAUUAAGGUCAUUCUUUAUACUCUACUGUUGAACUUUACAUUUGAAGCCAACGAAAAAACACAAAUUCCAAUCAAAUUGAGGAAAAUUGAACUGGCCGCGAAACACGGUGUACAUUUGGAACUGAAACCGCGUAAAAUUUCGAUUAAUUAGAUGUCUAAAAUGUGUAUAUCGAGGUGACUCACAAAUUUAACGACUUUGUACAAGUAUUAUGUAAUAAAUUACACACAAAAAAAUUGGUUGAAAA
Molecule: messenger RNA, 1718 nt
Organism: Bradysia coprophila
Lineage: Eukaryota; Metazoa; Arthropoda; Insecta; Diptera; Sciaridae
Product: putative cytochrome P450 9f2 pseudogene
Source: RefSeq, a predicted model, not a curated record